Diversispora eburnea is the source of this 1317-nucleotide messenger RNA. Lineage: Eukaryota; Fungi; Glomeromycota; Glomeromycetes; Diversisporales; Diversisporaceae. The record is from the annotation of a GenBank genome assembly.
AUGUUAACAGAACUUGUAUUAACUUCUUCUUCUACUGAACCAAUUAUACAUGUUUGGGAUUUUAGAACAGGAACAUUAGUUACAACUUUUAAACAAAAUGUUUGUAAUAAACAUGGAUUAGCUUUAAUUCCAUUCCCCGGACAACCUGAUAGAGUGGGUUUAAUAAUAGCUUCACAAGAUCAAAUUCAUCUUAAAAUAAUAUGUCCCGAGAAACUUAAUUCUUUGGCUGUAACGAAUCAAGGAUCACAUUGUGCAGGUGGAACAGAUAAUGGAAAAAUAUAUCUUUCAACUGGAAGAUUAUGUCGCGUAUUUGAUGCUCAUUAUAAAAAAAUCAAUGUUCUCAAAUUUACAUAUGAUGAUACGGCAUUAAUUUCAGGAAGUGAGGAUGCAGGAUUGAAUGUUUGGUUAAUGAGCAGGCAAGAUGAAGAAGAAUCAGAAACCUUAUCACCAUAUUAUUCAUUACCAGAUCAUUCCUUACCUAUUACAGAUAUAAUAUGUGGUAUUGGAAGUUUUAAUAAAGCAAGAAUAUUAACAGAAAGAAUAUUAUUUGCUGGUGGUAAAGAUAAUUUAAUUUAUCAAGUAAAUUUAUAUCGUCGAAAAUUUGAAAAUAAAAUGGAAAUAACUUCAAUUGGAGGGUCACAAGAUGGUAAUGUAAGAGUAUGGGAUAUUGAUAGUCCGAUAACAAGUUUACGUACAUUCUUGAAACCGCCAGAUCUUUUUAAAAUUGGAUUAUCAAUGAAUAAAUCAAUUAUACAACCAAUACAACCUUUUAAAAGAAUACAACAACGACGAAAAUUAAUGCAAAGUGAUGAUUCUGAAGAAUUCGUAACUUUAAUUUUGAAUGAUAAUAUUGAUAAUGUUUUUGAUGUAACUAGAUAUGAUGGAUAUGAUGGUCAAGAAAGAAAGAACCAAAGACAAUUUCGCACUGGUGAUGAAACUAACAAAUUACAAAUUCAAGUAUCAGAAUUACAAUCCGAACUUCUUCGUAUUCAUGGUCAUUAUCAACGUGUUAAAGGUUUACAUGAUGAAAUGUAUCAAGAAUUGGUUUCGGAUUUUAUUGAUUCCGAAAAUUUCGAAACUAAAACCAUUACUCUCCGUACAGCUGGUUUUGAUGCUCGCUUUCCAAAUACUAAUCAAACAAAACAUUGUUGGCAGAAUUAUGUAGAUUAUCAUAAAUGUAUUAGAUCUCGUGGUGAAGAUUUUCCUCCUUGUAAGCAAUUCUUUAGAGCUUUCAAUAGUUUGUGUCCUAAUGAUUUUAUUUCGAAAUGGGACACCCAAAGAGACGAGGGAAAUUUUCCGGUUAAUUUAAAUUCUUAA